Molecule: messenger RNA, 862 nt
Organism: Paramecium primaurelia
Lineage: Eukaryota; Ciliophora; Oligohymenophorea; Peniculida; Parameciidae
Source: the annotation of a GenBank genome assembly
GCAUGAUUUAAAUAUGAAGAAUAAUUGUGCCAAAGAAAAUUACUAAAAACCUUCAGAUUAUUUGGAUGGAACAUAAGAAGAAUUGAAAGGGAAAAUAAAACUAUUGAUGAAUAAGUUACAAUUAACUAAGAAAGAAAAAGAGAAUCUAACUAAAGAAAAUUAGAAUUUAUAGCAUGAAAUACUAUAAAUGCAAUCUCAUCUCAGAUGCAUGGUAUCUGGCUUUUCAAACACUAGUAUCUAAUUUCCAAUGGCAAAUGAAUUAAGUAAUUCUAUUGCAGAAUUUUAUAAAUGUGAAUGUUUUGAUAUAUUUUUCGAUGUGUUGACUUAAGAAUUAAAUCUCAAAGGUAUUAUUUAUUUUUUUUCUGCUUCUAUGAUUCGAAUAGACAAAAUCAUUCAAGAAUACUUUUCACCAUUGUUCAAAAAUAUUAUGGAGGUAAUAUUAUAAAAAUUAAUUUAGGUGGGAUGUCUCACAAAUAUUGAUGGACCAAUAUUAAAUGUAAUGAGGAAAUCAUUUUAAGGAAAUUAUAAAUCAAUUUAUGAAAAAUGUAUGCGAAAUUAAUCAUCUAUCAGAAUAGAAUUAUAAAAAUACCUAAAAUUAAAUAACAAUGAUUUGAUUGAAGCUUUUUUCAAUAAAUUAUCAGAAAUUAUGUUUAAUUGUUACAUCACUGAUCCUAUAUUAACAUUUGAUAUAUAAUCUAUUGGGUAGAAAAUAACAUUUAAUUAAUCAAAACAUGACCCUAUUGAUGGAUUUAUUAAGAAUAAAGAAGAAUGCAUAAUCUUAAUGCCAGCAGUGUAUAAAAAUUAAGAAUUAAUGGCUAAAUCUUUGGUGAUAUCCUAUUCGUAUUAAUUAGAAAGCAAUUGA